AUGACAGAAGAACAGCAAGAUCAACCACAGGAGGACGUCAAGCCUAAGAUCAACCUGGUGGUGGAUUUCGAGGGACAAAUGAAGGUCAAAACUCUCACGCCUUUCAAGAAGCUCUUCGAAGCCGCGGAGAAACGAUUCGGGAAGGAACCAGGAACAUUUAAGUUCACAUUCAGCGGUCAACGAUUACGACCAGAGGAGACCCCAGCCGAGCACAACAUGGAGGAUGGAGAUACCAUUGACGCGCACUUGCAACAGCUUGGUGGUGCUUCUGCGCGGUAG
Dichomitus squalens LYAD-421 SS1 is the source of this 279-nucleotide messenger RNA. RefSeq lists its product as uncharacterized. Lineage: Eukaryota; Fungi; Basidiomycota; Agaricomycetes; Polyporales; Polyporaceae. Bases 1 to 279 code for a protein of 92 amino acids. Gene Ontology annotation, molecular function: protein tag activity; ubiquitin-like protein ligase binding. The transcript is spliced from 6 exons. The record is from RefSeq and is a predicted model, not a curated record. Gene Ontology annotation, cellular component: nucleus. Gene Ontology annotation, biological process: protein sumoylation.